Messenger RNA from Lepus europaeus (European hare), 721 nucleotides. RefSeq names its product ribosomal protein S7 (gene RPS7). Bases 103 to 687 code for a protein of 194 amino acids. The record is from RefSeq and is a predicted model, not a curated record. Gene Ontology annotation, biological process: translation; ribosomal small subunit biogenesis; rRNA processing. Gene Ontology annotation, cellular component: 90S preribosome; ribosome; cytosolic small ribosomal subunit. Gene Ontology annotation, molecular function: structural constituent of ribosome. The transcript is spliced from 7 exons. NCBI's taxonomy places the organism in Eukaryota, Metazoa, Chordata, Mammalia, Lagomorpha, Leporidae.
GCUGUCGCCUUGUUCCGGCCUCUUUCCUUCCGCCGCGGGGACUUGCCCCGCUCUCGCGAGAUCUGGGCCUCUUCCUCAGCCGGCGCUCAACCAGGAGAAGCCAUGUUCAGCUCGAGCGCCAAGAUCGUGAAGCCCAACGGCGAAAAGCCGGAUGAGUUCGAGUCGGGGAUCUCCCAGGCGCUCCUGGAGCUGGAGAUGAACUCGGACCUCAAGGCUCAACUAAGGGAGCUGAACAUCACGGCUGCCAAGGAAAUCGAAGUUGGCGGUGGCCGGAAAGCUAUCAUCAUCUUUGUUCCCGUUCCUCAACUAAAAUCCUUCCAGAAAAUUCAAGUCCGGCUAGUUCGUGAGCUGGAGAAAAAGUUCAGUGGGAAGCACGUUGUCUUUAUUGCUCAGAGGAGGAUUUUGCCUAAGCCAACUCGGAAAAGCCGUACGAAAAAUAAGCAAAAGCGCCCUAGGAGCCGCACUCUGACAGCCGUGCACGACGCGAUCCUUGAAGACUUAGUCUUCCCAAGUGAAAUCGUGGGCAAGAGAAUCCGUGUGAAGCUGGAUGGCAGCCGGCUCAUAAAGGUCCAUCUGGACAAAGCACAGCAGAAUAACGUGGAGCACAAGGUGGAAACUUUCUCUGGUGUGUAUAAGAAGCUCACAGGCAAGGAUGUUAAUUUUGAGUUCCCAGAGUUCCAGUUGUAAACAAAAAUGACUAAAUAAAAGAUGCUUCACGGUA